Molecule: messenger RNA, 2892 nt
Organism: Bipolaris zeicola 26-R-13
Lineage: Eukaryota; Fungi; Ascomycota; Dothideomycetes; Pleosporales; Pleosporaceae
Exons: 3
Coding region: 1-2892 (963 amino acids)
Biological process (GO): phosphatidylinositol metabolic process
Molecular function (GO): phosphatidylinositol kinase activity
Source: RefSeq, a predicted model, not a curated record
AUGAGCGUCACCAUCCAUGAGUCGCAGAUGAUGCCCGCCUAUGCUACCGACUCAAACGGUCGUUCUUCCCUCGCACAUGGACAAACCGCCGCGUCGACUACACCGCCACCCAGGGACUCCUUCACCAAUGGCAACUCGCAGCCCAUGAACGCAAAGCUCACCAAUGGCAUGAACACGACGCACGCACAUCCCCACGCACGUUCAACCAGGCCCGAGAGCAUCGAUAAGCGCUUGUCGCACGAAGAAAGCCGCUCCAGCUGGCACCGAGGCGACUCAUACGACCCAGACACCAUGCCCAAGUCGUCCGACACGCAGCGCUGGUCGACUGAGCGACCGGCCAGAGACGACGGCUACUUCGCGUCGGUACACAGCACAAAGACCAAGGACAGACUGUGCGGUAGCACAACCCACGUCGAAAUGGGCCAAAUAGACAUAGGCGAUGCUACAAGGGAAGCGAGCAAAGACUUUCACGUCCCCCACGUGGGUUCAGUCCCUAACGCUCCCACUUCGUCAUCGCCCCAGUCUCAGGCCGAAGCUGGCACACCCAGCUUGCAGGUCCCAACCAACCAAGCUCAGCGUGCCUCCUCCCCACCCACCUUCACCAAUACCAGUAACAACAACAACAGCACUCCCGGGCCAUCACAACAUCCCUACCGUCUGCAACAACGUCACACGCUCGAGGUGCCCAAGGUGCAAUCCUCGCGCGCUCGUGAAAGCCAGAACAACACCGACGACGUCAUCAGCGCAAGCGGUAGAUUCUCGCCCAGCCACCCCCACAAGCGCAGAGGUUCCAUGUCGCUUGUGCGCAGGAACACGCGAUCCAUCAACUCUGACAUGCCUCCCGAGGAAGUGCCGCAGGAUGAUGAAGCUGCACGCUGGGCUGAACACAUUCGUCAGAAGCGGGCCAGCAAGAGGAAGCGCAAAGAAGACGAAGAUGAAGAUCGCGUCGUGGUAGGAACAAAGGUGGAUCAAAACCACGUCAAUUGGGUCACGGCCUACAACAUGUUGACCGGUAUCCGCUUCACCGUCUCGAGAACAAACGCCAAGAUGGACCGAGAACUUACCGACGCCGACUUUGACGCGAAGCACAAGUUCUCGUUUGACAUGUACGUGCCGACUGGCUUUCCUGCCGAGACGAAGCUGUUGCUCGAGUUCAGUUUCACUUCAACCGGCAACGAACUCACGCCUUCCGCAAAGUACGACUUCAAAUUCAAGGAUUACGCUCCAUGGGUGUUCCGCCACCUGCGUACCAUUUUCAAGCUUGACCCUGCCGACUACCUCGUAUCGCUAACCAGCAAGUACAUCCUUUCCGAGCUCGGCUCGCCCGGAAAGAGUGGCAGCUUCUUCUAUUUCUCCAGAGACUACAAGUACAUCAUCAAGACCAUUCACCACGCUGAACACAAGUUCCUUCGUAAGAUACUCAAGGACUACUACAACCACGUACAAGAAAACCCUAAUACCCUUCUUUCCCAAUUUUACGGCCUGCACCGCGUUAAGAUACCCUAUGGACGCAAGAUCCAUUUCGUCGUCAUGAACAACCUGUUUCCCCCGCAUAGAGAUAUUCACCGCACAUUUGAUUUGAAAGGUUCAACCAUUGGACGAGAUUUCAAGGAAGAAAACUUGGCUGCCAACCCUCGGGCAACACUCAAGGACCUGAACUGGUUACGCAGAGAUCAGCACCUCGAGCUGGGGCCGGUGAAGAAGAAGAUGUUCAUUGAACAGAUGCAAAAAGAUGUAAAGCUCUUGCAGCGUCUGCACAUCAUGGACUACUCACUUCUAAUUGGUAUCCAUGAUCUCGAGAAGGGCAACGAAGAAAACCUGCGGGACAAGACCCUCAAGGUCUUUUCACCUGGCGGCGAGGAGUCACCGGAUCAGCCACCUAAUCAGCUCAUGCGCACACCAUCCAAGCUGGAGAACGCGCGCAAGGCACGCGAACUAAGGCAGAUGGUCAAGACACAAAAGCCAGUACCCAUGGGUCAAACGUCAAGUAAGAUGCCAGAUGAGCUGGAUGAUCCUAACCGUGACUUUUACUUUUACUCGGACGAUGGUGGCUUCCGGGCUACUCACGAGGAUAACGCGCCCGGAGAGGAGAUUUAUUACCUUGGUAUUAUCGACUGCCUGACACACUACUCGUUCAUCAAGCGCAUGGAGCACUUCUUCAAGGGUAUCGCGAACACCGAGUCUCAAAUAUCUGCCAUUCCUCCAGAACGAUACGGAGAUCGCUUCAUCAAAUUCAUCAGCGCCGUCACCAAGACCAAGGAGGCAGCCGAGCGUGAGAAGCAAGAACAAGUGACAAACGAACUCAACGAUCUCUCGCUUGAUGGCGUUAGUGCAACUCCUAACCAGCGGUUGUCAACUGAGCGUGUCAUUGAGAAGGCUGAGCAUCAAGCCGAUCGUUCGCGAAGACACGGGCAGAAUGAAGAGGAUGUACCCAAUUUCCACAUGCGGGCAGUACGUAGCCCAUCGGCAGAGAGAGGCGAGAUAGGCACCACACUUCCCGUAGUUGAGGAGGUCGGAGAAUCAUCCAGCGUCGGUGGACACAGCAGCCGCAGCGCAACAGACAAUGCAGCUGGUGCGAGCGAGCACAACGAGCGAACGUCGUCAUUACCAUCGCAGUCUGCAGGUACACCCUACCUUGGCCCACCACAACUCCAGGCAAGAGCCAGGUCACAAUCAAGAGAAAGGGAUCAGUCGCUCGGGAGGGCGCCACCAACGCCACCAAAAGACGCUGGACGUCCUCCCACACCGCCAAAGGAUGACUACAUGUCCAACAGGCAUUCUGGCCCCCCAACACCCCCCAAGGAAGACAAGAGCAGAGGAGGCAUCCCCCGAUCGUCGAUAGACAAGGACCUCCCACGAACCCCUCUUGAAACCACGAUCCGUGUCAACUAA